AUACUGUUAGAUAACGGUAGUGUCAGCACUGAGGCACGUUAGGAUUCGGUAACGUUCAUAGACCUUAGUGACUGUCUGCGUCGUGUGUGCGUUUUAAGGACGUUCGGUCCGUUUUUUCCAAAUAUUUGACUUGCAUUGAUCUGUCAGCCGUCAGCUAACGGUAGCUAAUGUUAGCUAGAACCGCUCGCUGAACAAACCGCCUUUUGGCUAUUGUCAGUAACAUAAAAUAUAUUCUGUCUCUUUGUGUUGACGCUGACGCUAUCAUUGUGUUCACGAGUAAACGUGUCAACAGCACCGUGCAGUGGGAGAAAGAAAACACCAAGGUAUCCAACUAGCCGGUCGUGUCGUUUGCUUGGUAUCGUGAGACGUGACGCCAAAUUCAAAUGAAAAAUCUCCACAUUUAAUAUUGUUACUGCGCUUUUGCCUCAGUAUUUUAACUUCCUACACCUCAUUGUUAAUUGCCAUGUAACAAUCUUUAGUUCGGCUUAGAGAAAUUAACUAGCUAAUUAAUUAGCUGGCAUUAUAUAGCGAAAUUCAAUGUUUGGAUACUACCAAGUAGUGCAAAACAAUUCACACGUGACUAUGCCACGAUGCUUUUUUUUCUCAUUUCAGUUUUACAGUGUCAUAUUAACUGGACCGAUUCAUGCAGCGUCCUAAAUGAGCUUAAUACAACCCUAAUAUGCCUCUAAGAAGUAAUUUUCUAUUGCAGGUCUCAUCAGAAUAAACUCCAUUUAAUUAGGCUGUAACCUACAUACAAGACAGACCAUGAGACUGACUGAGUCUGUUGUGAUUUCUGAUCAGCUGCUCUGUAGCAGCACAGCCAUGAACUGUUACAAACUUUCCUCUCCUUCUACCUGUCUGUCAGUAGUCUUUGAGCUCGGAUGUAAACAAUAAAACAGACCAGACACUGGAGAAGAUUUGUGUCUUAUUGUCACGAGUCUUCAGAGAUGGACGUUGGCGUGUCCAAAUCCCAUGUGUUUCUCAACUACAGUCCCAGAGCCCUCCUCUCCCAGUGGAGCGUCCCGCUGUGUGCACAGCGUAUAAUGGAUGCAGUGAAGGAGGGGCAUAAGACCACCAUGAGCUCGGGAAAAAUGGUGGCUCUGGCUGCAGGGCUCUCUGUCGGGGCCACAGUGGGUUACAUGGUGUAUCGACAUAUAAGUAGCACCAGUAACAGCCAAGGCCCUGACUUUGAGGUGUCCAAGAUGACGCUUCCUGUAGAGGUUUACAGGAACAUAUCCAGAUGUCAGGCCAAAUUCUUGGAUAUGGUGACCCAGAAGUCCGGUGCACGUGUCCAGGUUUUGUCAGACUCUGACUCAGAUUCAUCCGGCUGUAAGACAGCUGUGUGUUUCCUGCUGCAGGGCUCAAAGGAGCAGGUUCUGUUGGCCCGCUGCGUUCUGGAGAACCUAGUCAUAGAUUGUGAACCAGCAAGUGAGGUUCUGGAGGUUCCUCAGACUGCUUUUGGACGUAUUAUAGGCCGUGGAGGAGAGAGUUUGAAACAGAUCACUAGGACCACAGGGGCUAAAGUUAACUGUUCUAAAGAGAAAACACAGGGUCCUGGAGCAAAGGGCAGCAUCACUAUCACAGGCAGCCGACAGGAAGUGAAGCAGGCCAAGGAACUGAUUCUAGAAAAAGUCAGAGAGGACAUGUUGGUUCGGACAAAGAUCACCCAGUCCUCUGCUCUGCGCAAGAAACGGUGCACCACAGCAGUGGAGAGUCUGAAACUUGCAAAGAGCGAAGAGACUGAAGUACCACUGGGCCUCAACAACAACAACAACAGUACUUUUCCACAAGCAGAGAAAAAUGGACCUAUCCAUGCCAAUGGCACUGCAGGAGAGUCACAACCGGUAUCUGAUAAGACAGAUGACUUACAAAGCAUCAACACAGAGAGCAAUGAGGAGGAGAGUGUGUCGACUGACUCACUCUCUGAAAUCUCCAAGUUUGAAAUUCCCAGCCCAGACCUGAGCUUCCAGCCUGAUGAACACCUUGAGUGUUUACGUUUCUGCAUCAGAGAACCCAACCACUUCUGGAUCCAGACUGGGGUCCGCUCCCUCCAGCUGGACAAGUUGACAGAGGAGAUGACCCGCUUUUACAGCGGUGUAACCCCACAGUAACAGAAGGUGGAGAGCAUUGUGGUGGGGGACAUUGUGGCUGCUCCAUACCAGGAUCAUGGCACAUGGAACCGGGCCAGGGUGGUAGGAGCCCUGGCAUCAGGACUGUUGGUCCUUUACUAUGUUGACUUUGGAGACAACGGGGAGCUGCCCAGAGACAGCCUGCGCCGCAUGAGGAGUGACUUCCUCAGCUUGCCAUUUCAAGCUAUUGAGUGCAACUUGGCAGGAGUGAGACCAAAAGGAGAAGUGUGGACUGAGGAGGCUCUGGAUGAAUUUGAUCGGUUGACAUAUUGUGCCUUGUGGAGACCUCUGCAGGCAAAACUGUGCAGCUACUCCCACUCAGAAAUCUCCUCAUGGCCCAGUGUCAAACUCUAUGACAGCAGUGAGGGAAAGACUGUGGACAUUGGUGAGGAGCUUGUUAGGCUCGGACAUGCUACUAGCUUUCAGGAAGCAGUGAAUGGGAAAACUGAGGGAGCCAAUCUGGGCUGUCUGCAAGGAUGCUGGUGAGAUGACGUGAUAGGAGCAUCAUCAGAGCUGAGUCUCUCCUGUAUCAGCUUAUCAGAAGCUGCUUCAAUCUCAGGAAGCGUUGAUGAUGUCGUAGGGGACGAGCUGCUCUGAGACCAAAGACAUACAGAGAUGUCAAGCACUGACCAUCCGCUCCUCAGCAUCAGUGAUGAAGGUGCAUUUCCUCGUCUGACCUGAUCUCAACCACAUAAAUUCCUCAUGGUGAAGCCUUACCUCCUCGACCACACACGCAACAGUUCUUCCAGCCAUAUUCACUUUACUAUUGUUACUGAAUGCAUUUGUUUCGCCUUCAUGCGGUUCUGUUUGACCCAAUGCUGCUUUGCUUAAAUGUGUUGUUACUAUGUUUUGGGUGUUCAAGAACGGAAGAGUGGAACAAAAACUGAAAGCCAGUAUUACUACUGAAAAGCACUGUGAUAUGAGUCAGUGGAAUGCAACUGGUUUGUGGCUAACUCUAGCUUUUUUUCCUCUACUCAUAUAUGUAAAGAGUUAAGGGCCUAUAUAUUGGCUUCAUAAGUUCUAUUUUGAAAUUAAAGUAUAUUGAAUGUGGUCCGUUGAGUAAGAAAAACGUGACAUCUAUUGUCUCAUUACUAAGGACCAAAAUACUAUGUUUAGAGGUGUAAUUGCACUAAUAUUAAUAAAGGAUUUUUUUAUUCACAAAAUGUGUCUGUCAUAAGUUCCA
This is a messenger RNA of Sphaeramia orbicularis (orbiculate cardinalfish), 3312 nucleotides long. RefSeq names its product tudor and KH domain containing (gene tdrkh). Gene Ontology annotation, cellular component: P granule. Lineage: Eukaryota; Metazoa; Chordata; Actinopteri; Kurtiformes; Apogonidae. Gene Ontology annotation, molecular function: RNA binding. The record is from RefSeq and is a predicted model, not a curated record. Gene Ontology annotation, biological process: spermatogenesis; piRNA processing; P granule organization.